GCGGCUGCUGCAGGGCGUGUGGUGAGGAAGCCUGAGUCCUGUGGCUUCCCCUAAGCGGGAGCCGCCUCCAAAAGAGCCUCAGGCUUCAGUCCAGGCUCUGAAUGGCUGGUCUCCAGUUGGCAUUGCCUCUGCCUAUGGGCGUUAUGCUCCCACAUAAUAAAAGGGAUGCUCCAGAGCUCCGUUCAGCUAAGCAAGACCCCUAUGGAAAAGGUGACUCUUCCCAGCAGUCCUCUACAGGGCACCCGAGGAACAAUUUCCAGCAGAAGCUUUUGAGUAACCAAGAACUGAUGCUGGAUAAUCUCUACACUCACCCCAAGUGGAACACCUGCACAAAAGCCCAGAGCUGUUCGUAUCCCCACUGUGCUGGAAUGAGCCAGCAGGAUUCAAGGAGCAAUCCCCAGGGCCAAGCCAAGGGUUUGUUUUACACAUCAGACCCUCAGUCCCGGUAUCCCAAAACAAAUGACCAAGAAUUCAUCCCCUUGACAAAGAAGCGAGUGGGGGUUGACCGAGCAUACCCUCUGAAACCUGUGUUUCAUCGGAAGUCCCAUAGUACAGGUGAGGCUGGCACUGAUGGAGACCGGAACGCCUCUCCAAGAAUCCCUGAGCCAAGAAAGUAUUCGUACAGUAGCUUUGGUUCGAGGAACUGGGUGAAUUCAUCGAUGGUUGGUCCAGUUGCUGCCACUCAGGAGGAAAGGGUCAUGGCAAAUGCCAACAGGACGGAGUGGAUGCAAAUCCAAAGACUAGAAGCUGCAGGGGAGAGCUUAGGGGAGGAAAUCCGCAGAAAAGAGACUCUUCUGAGGGAAAAGCUGAAGAAGACGGAGGAGGAACUCAGAAGGAUCCAGAAGGGAAAAGAACAGGCUGAGGAAAAUGAAAAAAGAGAGCUUCAGAGAAUGGUGCUCUCCCAGAGGAGAGUUAAAGAUAAUAGCAUCACCGCAUACAAACCUAUCUUCUCUCCAGCACUCAGGUCUGAGGAGGUCUUCAACAGAGACACAGGAGAAGAUGAAACUUGGGGACAAUCUCGAGAGAAUUCUAGUCCAUUCCAGUUCUCUAAUUAUAGAAUUCAGAAGCUCAAAAGGGAAAGACUGGUGGCAAGCAAUAACAAAAUCCGAGACCGAGUCUCAAGGCCAUUGAAGGAGAAGUUUUCUCAAGUUACAGAAGCACCGCUCAGCACUUUGCAGAGAUACACCCGUAAUUCUAGCUCAUCCAGGGCACCAGACUCCUUAGGCUCCAGCUGUUCCACUGAAGAGCCAGAACUGGGCGAGUGCAGCCACUGUAGCCGAAAGUUUCUCUUGCUCAGGCUGGAGAGACACUCCAGCAUCUGCCGCAGGAUGCAGGGUUCCAAGAGGAAAGUGUUUGACUCCUCCAGGGCCCGGGCCAAGGGCACAGAACUAGAGCAGUACUUGAACUGGAAGGGUCCAGCUUCAGUCAAGGCUGAACCUCCUCAGAAGAGCAACUGGAGACAGAAGCAUGAAUCCUUCAUCCGUACUCUCCGUCAGGCUCGAGAGUUCCAGCAGGUGAUUGCCAAAGGUGGAAACCCCUCAGACCUGCCUCCCAUCCUGCCUGUAGAAAAUCCAGACUAUAUUCAAUGCCCUCACUGUAGCCGCCACUUUGCUCCCAAGGUGGCAGAGCGGCACAUCCCCAAGUGUAAGACCAUCAAGAACCGUCCUCCGCCUCCAAGAAAGCACUAUAGUUGAGCAGACAACAGUGGAAACCUCCUUGAUGGUCCAGAAGGCUUCUGCUUCUCUUGAGCAAUAAGUAGGAACAGAGUCAUUUGAUGCAGAGCAGAAAGAACUAACACUUUUACAUAUCCCAGAUCUGCCUGCAGAGCUGAGAUCAGUGAAGAAAGAAAGACCCAUUGCUAAGCAGCAAGAUGCAAAAGGAUGCCUCAGCUUCCCACUACAUCACCACCUCCGGCUGAUGUGCCUGAUGUAAUUGCUCUGAGAACUGAUGGGUGAAGAAACUUAAGAGCAGUGAGCAGGCUGCAUUAAAGCUCUCUUCUCGCAAGCCUGAUUAUGGUUUGUGCUAGUUAAGGGCCUGCAUUUGUUGUGCCUUCUUGCCGCUGCCUCUGCACGUACGUCUGUGGUUCCGGUUAACUCUUCUCAUUCUUGUAAGAAGUUGGCUCACUGGUGUCACAGGAUCAUGCAUGGUAUCUCUUAUAAAAAAUACACUUCUGCUGUAAGGCAAAUGACCUCCCUGGUACAUGAUCCCGGCAGAAAGUCAAUCCAAGCAUGUAAGGUUGGGGCACCAGUAUGUCCUAAACCCUCCCCAUGUGGUACUGUGUCAUAAAGGGAACCUCAUCUUUAUCUACUUUACAGGGUAGGGGUGGGAGAAAGCACACUAUGUUUCUGUAGUUGUUCUUUUCUAAUGGAUUUCAUAUGUCAAAAAAAAAAAAGGCAGGAAGCAACUUUAAUUUCAGCUGUUGCUAGCACUCUGCUUUCAAAUCAGUUUGGUUUGAUGACUUUUAAAAUGACGCAGCAAAAUGUACCCUCCAAGCAAGCUGGGACAUUUCAGUGUCACAUGUCUGUACUGAUUAUAUCACAGUAAACUUCUCUUCUGGAAAGUAAACUUUGAAGGAAAGAAUGCCAGAUCUAAAAUUUUCUCAGCAGAAUCGUGCCUACUGCAAGUAACUUUCAUAAUUAGGCACUGAAAAAAUAGGUUUGGGGAAUUUAAAAUUAAAUCAUAAAAAUGAGUGAGUCCUAGACUUGUCAAUGGAGAAAGAAAUGGCACCCCACUCCAGUAUUCUUGCCUGGAAAAUCCCAUGGACAGAGGAGCCCGGUAGACUAGAGUCCAUGGGGUCGCAGAGUUGGACACGACUGAGCAACUUCACUUUCAGACUUGUCAAACAGAAGUGAUAAGACAGUGUCUGAUGGGGGAAAUAUCAGUUCAGGUAGAAUCAGGUGAGCACAACAGAUCUGAAAUACUAGUUAAGAUUACUGUCCUGAGAGCAUUACUCAAAUUGUUAGCUUAAGAUACUGGAGAAAAGUCAACGAAGCUGACCCGGGCAAAGGGGACUGUGCAGACCACAGAACCAUAUUUACCAACUUCAGAUGGCCACUCACUCUUGCUCCAUUUCCUCUGCAGCUUCUACCAAGUGGCUGGGCCAACAGAUCAGACCAAUUUGAUAUGCCCGUCUUUAAGGCUUUAGCUGUGAAGCUGCUGGACACUAGGCUGAAAACAAAAUCAUAUAUAUUUUAAAAACCAGCAUAUAUUGCUUUAUGCUUUUCCUGUUACAAAGAAAAAGAGGUAUAACAUAAUGGCGCCUCUGGUUGGUCAUUUAAAGAAACCUCACAAAGAAACAUCAGAUAUGUAACCCAAUAUAUACAGUUCCCCAGCAAGUUUAACGAGGUACCCACUUUUAAGUUUCACACUUGAUAGUAAAAGCAAUAGAUGAUGAGAAUGAGUGGUAGCCAAGGUCACGAAGUGGUAGCCCGUGGACUGCUUUGCUUCACAGGUAUGUUUUGACUGACAUAGCAUUAAAAGUAUAAUCUGACAUUUUAAAAUGGUGAUAUGGAGCAUCUUUUGAAAAACUGGAAGUUCUGGAAACCCUGGGCCUGCAGCUGUACUCAGCACUGAGUGGGGUUCGGAACCAGUUGCUCCCUCCAGACGGGGUGGAGCACAGAGAACACCACCCGCCUGGCAUGCUUCACUUAUUUGCCUUGUCUGUCUGGUCAGAACCCCUGGAUGAUGUUAUAAGGUCACAAGCCAGGGGCCUCCAGGGAGAACAAAUGUGUGUGUGGGGAGUGCUUUCUUAUGCUGCUAGAGAAAUAAACAAUAGUCAAUGCCCUAGUGUUCCCUUCGAUCUCAACAUGUUUAGGCCUUGAGUACAACAGGAAUAUCCAUUAGCCUUUUAAAUUUAGCUUGAUUGGAUCUUUGGGAAGAAGUAAGAACCCUUUUUCUAAGUCUCUUCCUGGAUAGCAGAGGAUGACAGAGGAUAAAUAAAUGCUGCUUGUUAAUGUC
Messenger RNA from Capra hircus (goat), 3957 nucleotides. RefSeq names its product zinc finger C2HC-type containing 1C (gene ZC2HC1C). The transcript is spliced from 3 exons. Bases 102 to 1694 code for a protein of 530 amino acids. NCBI's taxonomy places the organism in Eukaryota, Metazoa, Chordata, Mammalia, Artiodactyla, Bovidae. The record is from RefSeq and is a predicted model, not a curated record.